AUGUCCAAAGCCAACUUCGACAACAGCGAAGAAGACAGAAAAUCUGUUGCCAACCUCGAGACCGUCAGCAUCGGGCCUCAAGACUCGGCCAGUGAGCUUUUCGAGGUCGACGACACGCACUUGAAAAGGACCCUGAAAGACAGACACAUCGGCAUGAUUGCUCUGGUGAGUGUUUUUGGCACAGGCUUAUUUCUCAGCAGUGGAGGAACACUUGCCAAAACAGGGCCCGUCGGUAUCCUCAUUGCGUACGCCCUUAUUGGAACCAUCGUGGGUCUGAACCAGAUCGCCUUUGCCGAGGUGGCAGCUCUGGCUCCGCUGACGGGAUCCACCAUCAGACACUCCGAGAUCUUCAUUGACGAGGCCGUCGGCUUUGCGUAUGGCUACCUUUCGCUCUGGCAGCACCUUCUUCCGGGAGGCCUUGUUUCCGCAGCCCUCAUCAUCCAGUACUGGAGCAACCUCAGUCCUGCUGUGUGGAUCAGUGUUCUGGCAGUUCCCAUUGCCGCCACCAACCUGUUUUCGAUCAGAAUAUACGGAGAAGUCGAGUUUGUGUUUGCGCUGCUGAAAAUCGCUCUCAUUGCUAUGCUCGUGCUAGCUGGUCUAGUGCUGGACUUGGGAGGAGUCAAGGGCCAGGAAAGACUGGGCUUCCACUACUGGAAAGACCCUGGCCCGUUUGCAGAGUUUGUCAAGACCGGCAACAUAGGAAAGUUCAUUGGUUUCUGGGCUGCUCUGUCGUCGGUUGUGUAUUCGUAUGGUGGAGUCCAGGGCAUUGCGCUUUUGGCUGGUGAGACCAAAAACCCGCGCACAAACAUCCCUCGCGCCGCCAAACGAAUCCUGUACAGAGUCGUCUCUCUGUACAUGGUGGCAGUCUUCGUGUUGAGCCUGAUCGUGCCAUACAACGACAAAAAGAUCGCCGUGAGCGACGGAACGGCAGCUCACUCGCCGUUCGUGGUUGCGUUCGAAAGAGGCGGAAUCAAGGUGCUUCCCCACGUGGUCAACGCCCUCACCCUCACCUCUGCGUGGUCUGAGGCCAACGCCGGUAUCACCAGUUCUGCCAGGGUCCUGUUCUCGCUUGCUGCGAAAAAGCAGGCACCCCAAAUUUUCUUGAAGACCAACAAGAGACUCAACGUUCCGUUUGUGGGUGUCGCCCUGGCUUUGCUGUUCCUGGCGCUGUCCUAUAUGAGCAUCGACAGCACGGCAGCCACAGUGUUCAGCUGGUUCCAGAACAUCACCUCGUCGAACCUGCUGCUGGGCUGGAUUCUUAUUUCCAUCUGCCACAUCAGAAUGAACAAGGCACUCAAAGUCCAAGGAUACAAGAGAUCCGAUCUUCCGUACACGAACAGAAUCGCGCCUGCCGGAGCAUGGAUCUCGCUUAUCGCAUCGGUCAUUCUUCUGGUGACUGGCGGUUUCACCACCUUUCUCCACGGAAACUGGCAAACGUCCACGUUUGUGUCUGCGUACUGCUCCCCAGUGCUGUUUGUGAUUUUCUACCUCGCCUGGAAAAUCACCAGACGCACUCCGCAGAUCGACCUCAAGGACAUCAUCAUUCCAGCCCUGAUGGAAGACUACAAGACCAGACCGGAGAACGACGUUCCUCCAAAGGGCAUAUAUAAAUUUCUUUCUCUGCUGUGGAGCUAA
This is a messenger RNA of Ogataea angusta, 1635 nucleotides long. RefSeq lists its product as uncharacterized. The record is from RefSeq and is a predicted model, not a curated record. The coding region runs from base 1 to 1635 and encodes 544 amino acids. NCBI's taxonomy places the organism in Eukaryota, Fungi, Ascomycota, Pichiomycetes, Pichiales, Pichiaceae. The transcript has a single exon. Gene Ontology annotation, cellular component: membrane. Gene Ontology annotation, biological process: amino acid transmembrane transport. Gene Ontology annotation, molecular function: amino acid transmembrane transporter activity.